This is a messenger RNA of Cydia pomonella (codling moth), 3436 nucleotides long. RefSeq lists its product as uncharacterized. Bases 590 to 1630 code for a protein of 346 amino acids. Gene Ontology annotation, cellular component: transcription regulator complex; nucleus. The record is from RefSeq and is a predicted model, not a curated record. Gene Ontology annotation, molecular function: DNA binding. NCBI's taxonomy places the organism in Eukaryota, Metazoa, Arthropoda, Insecta, Lepidoptera, Tortricidae. The transcript is spliced from 3 exons. Gene Ontology annotation, biological process: regulation of transcription by RNA polymerase II.
GUACCUAUCUAAACUAAAAACAAACAACAAAUAUAGUGUAAUAAAUUAGCUCAUUCAACCUAUUUGAAAAUACUGUGAGUAGGUACAUAUUACCGAAAUUAUAAUGAAAACACAGUCGUUGCAACAGAUUUAAAAAGAAAAAUAGGUAUGAUAGCAAGGACUCGCCAGUCACGGAUCAUAAGAGAAACGCGCAGCGUCCGUGCUAAAUCGCUCAGCCACACCGGUGUGCACCCCUCACCCAAGACACACCCGAAAACUAAAAAUAACCGCGUCUAACAAUAACCUAACCAUCCACUGCGUAUUCAGUACGAAACUUAAAUGGCAACCACUAAGGAAAGCAGCAGUGAACGUACAAGCAUGUUUAUAAGCGACUAAGUUAGUAUUGUGGUAUCAGAGAGCGGAUUACCCGCCGAGGCGUAUCGCGAUGGCGGAGAGGGGAGCGGGGCGACGAACGAGAAGGCUAUAGCAUGCAGCGGGAGCGGGAGCGAGCGAGCAAGCCACGCGCGCGGGCGGGCACCCCAGUCUGUACUCUUUAGUUCCGCGCAGCGCGCCGCUCGCGUCGCCCGCCUCCGCUGCCGCGCCCGCUACUAUGAAGGCUAAAGGGAUGCGUUCGAAGAACAUGGAUAAGCUUAUAGCCGCAGUCCAGGCGAGAGAAUGUCUCUGGGACAAAAGCUACAGAGGACACAGGAAUCGUUUUAAGUUGGAGCGUUAUUGGAACGAGGUGGCCGCGGAAGUGGGGACUAGCAGUCUAAACUGCCGCAAACGAUGGAAGAACCUAAAAGACCAAUGCCGCAAAGAAAUGAAAAAGAACCCCAACGAAUCCGAAUGGCCUCACUUCCCGAAACUCAAGUUCAUCCACCACCAGUUCCUCGCAGAAGACGACGAAGACGAGGGUGAUACCAACGACGAGGUCUUCAAUGCCCUUGAUGACUCCAUAAAGAGACCAAAACUAGGAUACACCAUGAGGAAGAAAUUCCUCAUGAACAAAAGACGCACGAUAGAUGUUGAUAUGAAUAAGUUAAUAGAGCUGGUGCAAGCGAGAGAUAUUAUUUGGAACAGGCAGCUGAAAGGGCACCACAAUUGGUAUAAGUUGGAUGAGAGUUGGAAGGAGAUUGCUCAAGAGCUGGGAGUCACACGCGACGAAGCGCGGCUCAAGUGGAAAUACCUCAGAGACCAGGCCAGAAAAGAGGUCAGGAAGCAAGAUUCUGAAUGGGAAUAUUUACCUAAACUACAAUUUUUAACUAAUCAAUUCAAUGACUAUGAAGAGACUCCUGGGACUGAAGAUCAUUUCGCGGAUCAAGAUUUUGAGCCUCCCGAACAAAGCAGCAGUUAUUACAAUAUGGAGCCAGUUCCAGAACCGACGAAUGUUAGUGUUAAAGAUGAUGAAUUUGAUGAGUUUGACACUAAGCCUAUAAUUAUGGAGACUGAUUUUUAUGAUGAUGAUGAUGAGGUCCCAAAAAGCCCUUGUACGACUGCUGGGCAAGACGUCGGGGAGCCAGCAAAGGAUGAAGAUAUAGGGUUUUUCAACAGUCUGUUGCCGCAUGUGAGGAAGCUUGGGCCGGCAAAGAAGUUGAUGCUUCGGAUGAAGAUACAGGAGUUAGUUUAUAAUACUGUUUACAAUGAAACGUAGGGCAUGAAGAUGAUUUUAUCGUAAUGUUAAGAAGAUAGCGAAAUUAGGAUGACAUCCUAAUAAAGGAUGACAACGUAGUCUGGCAAAACAAUUAUUUUCAGUAGAAAAAGUAUAAAAAAACUGUCCCUUUUUUGGGAUGAUAUGAUACUAUCGUAAGACAAAGGCAGCAUGAUUAUCUCUGUCUAUGCUGCAAUGACAAAGAACCCUUGCCAAAUUAUAAAAUGAAAAGUUUAUUUCGAAAUAUUUGCAUGUCUUCCAUGAGACGAAAUUUCUUUUAAACGUUGCAUUAGCAUUUCCAAAAAUAUGCCUGCCUUAGAAGGAUUCAUCUGAAAUGUCCUGUUUCUCGAAAUUUCGUAUUUUAAUGCCGGCUGUACACACUCGUCCAAAGCCUCUUGUCGAAAGUCUCGGCACCGCUCCGAUCCAUUUGGAGAGCGAGACGAGAUAAGGAAGAGCGAGACCAGAAGGGAGCAGCAUGUACACACUCGUUCUUGGCCCGUCUCGGGGUCUCUUUACGAGUGUAACAUCCGCAAAACAUUUCCCGAUAAAAUGAACUUAUCACUAAAAUAUCGAUAAAAGUUGCCAGAUUUUAAUGAUCAUGUUUUGUAUUCUGAGCUUUUAAUUCUCUGCAAAGUUACCUGUAUUGAGGUCACAAAUCCAAAAAUAGCAGAAGCAGUCAAGCCGGUGAGGUGGUCGAAAUUAUCUAAACACAUGCUUGAUCACUACUGUCCCAAUCCACUGGAAUGACAGGCUAUCAGGGAACCAUAUCAUGUGUAAUAUAAAUUAGUAAAAUAAACUUAUAAAGUUUCUUGUAAUGUCUAAAAUUUAAUUAUAAUGUAUUAGAAUUAUAUACUUUCACAGUUGAAAUUUUAAUAAGUAAAAAAAAAGAUAUUUUUAAACACCUUAUUGGUCUGUGAUUUAAAGUGACCGCCAUUCCAAAUGAUUAUUUUUAUUAUUUUACAUGAUUUUAAAUUGUAUUAUUUUAAAAUUGUAAGACUAUUUGAAUAAAACCCGGGCGAAUUUAAAUUUACGAUGUUCACGGUAGAACCUCUACCUCUCAGUGAUUGAUUUUAUUACUUCGAACUCUACUUAUAAGUAUAGCGCCAAUUACAUCCACACUAAAUCGGGCCUGAUGUCAGACCCGAAGUCGGGUCCGAGUAAGAGUAUUUAUCCAUUUCACCAAAUAUAUCAUGUAAAAAAUACUUUCACUCAAAUUGCCAAAAAUGUUCGUUUAGGUAAUAUUUUUGCAUAUGAAUAAUUUUUUUAAGUUUCAAAUUUUGUUGAUGAUGUGCUGAUAUUCCGUGAAACGGUAAACGUAAUAUUAGGCCCGACAUCGGGACUGACUUCGGGCCCGAUAUCGGAAAGUGUGGAUGUAAUUGGUCCUUGUAACAAGGUCAACAUGGAUAAGUGUGUCUGUGGGUUAAGUGUGGCUUACCUUCACAUUGGGGCCUGUUCACACAAUGAUAAAUGUUUAUUGCAAGUUUAUACAUUUGCUACUAAACGCCAGUAGCAAGUAAAGCAACACACUUACACUUACAUUUAGAGAUAAAUCAUGCUGUCUUUUUCUAUGUAUGGCACUAUCCCUUUCGGCUAUUUAGGAUUGUCAAAAUUCAAGUCAUUAUUUUAUCUGUCAUACUGCCCAUAUGUCGCACUUAACCGUAUUGACGUUAUUUAAUUAUUUCUAUUUCACAAAGAAAGUUUUAAGUAGGCUUAAGACCUAACGUGUAUUUUAAUAAGUAGGAAAAUUACGUUAUAUUUCUUGCAACUUGCAUCAAAAUAAAAAAAUAAAAUAGAUGAUUUUAUUUGAAA